GGGCAAGUGUCUGCUGUUCGGUGAAAUGGGGGCAUUCUCACCGCGUAUGCACAUCUGGCUACACCCCAAGUGCUCUGUCAGUACACAGAGGCUAACUUUCAUGACCACAAGGUGUAGCACUUUACCUACAGUUCAUCAAAUCCGCUACUCCCAGAAUGCUUCAGUAUGUGUUUGCCUCAGUUUGCCUAGCCUUCAACAAUGCAGCUUUGAUCGUGCACAGCACAUAGGGGGAUCUUGCUACGCGUACAUCGCUCGAUUGGCACAGACAUGCUUUCAAACUACCAAAUCAAGCACAACACUGGGCAUGUCAUUUUGUAAUGAACUUGCAUAAAGCGACAUACAUUUUGAAGCUAAAUCAACGUUUUAUUUUGAGACAUUUUGGAUCUUCAUACCUACCGGGUUUUGUUAUUCAUUGUUGAAUGAGAACUUGACAGACCGACCGACCAAGGACCCAGGAAAUGGGCACGAUCAGAUUAGGAGCACCUCACCCAUGAUGCCACUCUGCAGAACUUUAACUGGCCAUGCCAUCCUCCCCAGCAUUCCCCCGAAGGGCUUCCCUCUCCCCAACACCCUGCUCGCAUAGGUCCGGAACACAACUGGAACAUAGAACGAUGGCGUGGACUCGUCUCAGCUAUGGCACACCAGCGGGACAACGCUAAACAUCCCCUGCAUCUAAUACGUAAGGGAAAACCAAGAUAAAGUAGAUCUACUUCCAUUACAUAUAAGUACAAAACAAUUCAAUGGGUACCUGUGAUGGUUUAGCGGUCACACUAUUUCACCAUGCCGACGAGGUGGCACCAUGGCCGCUGAUCUCUGUGGACUAGUAGAGCGCUGAGCUGACCUGUGCCCGUGAUGCAGCGUAACGGCGGCGGGGUGGGGGCUGGUGGCCAGCCAUGGGUACUGCGGCGCGUGCGCCUCACCUGGCUCAGCUUCAUGCUCUUCUUCAUCCUCGUCUUCUUCCCGCUCAUCGCCCACUACUACCUCACCACCAUCGACGAAGCUGGCGGCCCGGAGAAGCGCAUCUUCGGGCCGCGGCCCGGCGGCGAACUGUGCGAAGCCAAACACGUGCAGGACCUGUGCCGCAUCCGCGAGUCGGUCAGCGAGGAGCUACUACAGCUGGAGGCCAAGCGGCAGGAGCUGAACGGGGAGAUCGCCCGGCUUAACCUGCGCAUCGAGGCGUGCAAGCGUAGCAUCGACAGUGCCAAGCAGGACCUGCUGCAGCUGAAAAACGUCAUCAGUCAGACGGAGCACUCGUACAAAGAGCUGAUGGCCCAGAACCAGCCCAAGCUUUCGCUGCCGGUGAGAUUAAUACCCGACAAGGAUGACCCUGGGCUGCCCCCGCCCAGGUCGUUCCGAGCAUGCCGACUGCGCUCCUGUUUCGACUACGCCCGCUGCCCACUGACCUCGGGCUUCCCUGUGUACGUGUACGACACGGCCUCGUACCCCUGGGGUGAGUCUCUGGACCCCCUGGUAAAGCAAGCCUUCGCGGCCUCAGUAAAGAGCAGCAUCUAUGUAACCGACAACCCCAGCGUUGCCUGUCUUUACGUGGUGCUAGUGGGGGAACUGCAGGAGUCUCCCUCUUCCCCCCUCCCAGCUCCUUCAGAGCUGGAGAAGCAGCUCAAGGCUCUUCCCUACUGGAGAUCUGAUGGGCACAACCACCUCCUGGUCCACCUCUCCAGGAAGUCCAUGACACAGAAUUUCUUAUACAAUGUUAGCACUGCCAGGGCGGCGCUGGCCCAGUCCACAUUCCUGGAGCAGCAGUACCGCGAGGGCUUCGAUCUGGUGGUGUCCCCGCUGGUCCAUGCUCUCUCCGAACCCAACUUCCUGGAAGUGCCACCCCAGGUGCCCGUCAAGAGGAAGUAUCUUUUCACAUUCCAGGGCGAGAAGGUUGAGUCCCUGAGGAGCAGCUUACAAGAGGGGCCACCCCAGUCAUUCGAGGAGGAAAUGGAAGGAGACCCUCCGGCCGACUAUGACGACCGCAUUAUCGGCACACUCAAGGCGGUGCAGGACAGCCAUCUGGACCAGGUGCUUGUCGAGUUCACCUGUAAGAACCCGCGACCCAGCCUACCCACGGAGUGGGCUCUGUGCGGGGAAAGGGAGGAACGGCUGGAGGUCCUCAAGGCCUCCACCUUUGCCCUGGUCAUCUCGCCCGGGGACGGUCAGCUGGUCGCCUCGGCAGGCUGCGGCAUGAGACUGUUUGAGGCCCUGGAGGUCGGCGCCAUCCCUGUGGUUCUCGGGGACCACACCCGGCUGCCGUACCAUCAGCUGAUCCGCUGGAGCGAGGCGACCAUCAUGGUGCCCAAGCCCCGCAUCACCGAGCUGCACUUUCUGCUUCGCAGCCUAUCGGACAACGACCUGCUUGCCAUGCGGCGGCAAGGCCGCUUCCUAUGGGAGACUUACUUCUCCACGUCGGAGAACGUCCUGAACACCAUCCUGGCCAGCAUCCGGACAAGCAUCCAGGUGCCGGCUGCGCCCAUCCGCGAGGAGCCCGCCCAGGAGAUCCCCCACAAAGCGGGCAAGAUGGCAGGCACGGACGCCAACCUAGCCGACAAUGGCGACCUGGACCUUGGACCUGUGGAGACGGAGCCGCCCUACGCCUCGCCCCGAUUCCUAAGGAACUUCACCUACACGUCGGCCGACACCUACCAGACGUGGAACCGUGCCCCGGGACCUUUCCACCUGUUCCCCCACACACCGCUGGACCCCGUGCUGCCCUCCGAGGCCAAGUUCCUGGGCUCGGGCACAGGUUUCCGGCCCAUCGGCGGAGGCACCGGGGGCUCGGGGAAGGAGUUUCAGGCUUCCCUAGGGGGGAACGUGCCCCGGGAGCAGUUUACAGUGGUCAUGCUGACGUACGAGAGGGAGGAGGUGCUGAUGAACUCCCUGGAACGUCUCAACGGGCUGCCCUACCUCAACAAGGUGGUGGUGGUGUGGAACUCCCCGAAGCCUCCAUCGGACGACCUGCUAUGGCCAGACAUCGGCCUGCCGAUCGUGGUGGUGCGCACGGAGAAGAACAGCCUCAACAACCGCUUCCUGCCCUGGGACACCGUUGAGACCGAGGCCAUCUUGUCCAUUGACGAUGAUGCCCACCUCCGCCACGAUGAGAUCAUGUUUGGAUUUAGGGUGUGGCGGGAGGCCAGGGACCGCAUCGUGGGCUUCCCCGGUAGGUUCCAUGCCUGGGACGUCAACCACCAGUCCUGGCUCUACAACUCCAACUACUCCUGUGAACUCUCUAUGGUCCUGACUGGAGCAGCCUUCUUUCACAAGUACUAUGCCUAUCUGUACUCCUACGUGAUGCCCCAGGCCAUACGGGACAUGGUGGACGAGUACAUCAACUGUGAGGACAUUGCCAUGAACUUCCUUGUGUCACACAUCACACGAAAGCCCCCGAUCAAGGUGACCUCUCGUUGGACCUUCCGCUGCCCCGGCUGUCCCCAGGCCCUGUCGCAUGACGACUCGCACUUCCACGAGCGCCACAAGUGCAUCAACUUCUUUGUCAAGGUGUACGGCUACAUGCCUUUACUUUAUACGCAAUUCCGUGUGGACUCUGUGCUCUUUAAAACACGCCUUCCCCAUGACAAGACUAAGUGCUUCAAGUUCAUCUAGCCCAGGGCCGGGCCCAGCUAGGAACGUUGGGCAGACCAGAGUGAGAGAGAGCGAGGAACUCGGGCUGGACAAAGGAGGGAGGGGGAGCGGAGAGGACUGGUUCUGGGAGGGGGAGGGGCGGUUAAGAUCCUUCUCCAGUUAAUUGACUGAACCCACUCGGACUCGCCCAACACCUUCACCACAACCUCUGAUAGGCCGGAAGUUGAGAAGAAACGCCUCCAAUCAAGAAGCCUUUUUUUUU
Messenger RNA from Esox lucius (northern pike), 3844 nucleotides. It is a transcript of the gene extl3, whose product is annotated as exostosin-like glycosyltransferase 3. Gene Ontology annotation, cellular component: membrane. The record is from RefSeq and is a predicted model, not a curated record. NCBI's taxonomy places the organism in Eukaryota, Metazoa, Chordata, Actinopteri, Esociformes, Esocidae. Gene Ontology annotation, molecular function: glycosyltransferase activity. Bases 853 to 3603 code for a protein of 916 amino acids. The transcript is spliced from 6 exons.